CCUUUUUUGGCGUUAUUAAUAUUAAUUAAUUAACAGCCUUUCUAGCAAAACUAUGAAAUAAAUAACGAUUCAAUUUAAAUAAAUAGUGGCCUCUCACCCUCUCUCUUCAUCUAGCACACUUGAAAAUUGUGUUAGAAGAGUUACAAUGGCUACGAGUGAUUUGGACACCAACCCUGCUCUUAAACUGGAUUCGGAUACUCCAAUAAACCCGGAUCACGAGUUUGCAGAGUUCGGAGCGGGUUGUUUCUGGGGCGCGGAGCUCGCAUUUCAACGAAUUGCAGGUGUGGUGAAGACUGAGGUUGGAUAUUCCCAGGGUCACCAUGAUAACCCGGAUUACAAAUUGGUUUGCACCGGAACCACCAACCAUGCGGAGUUGGUUCGGAUCCAGUUCGACCCGAAACUCUGCCCCUACACCAAUCUCCUCAAUGUCUUUUGGGCUCGAAUUGACCCAACCGCUCUCAAUCGCCAGGGAGGUGAUGUGGGUACACAGUACAGAUCAGGAAUAUACUACUACAAUGAAACCCAGGCUCGUUUAGCUCAGGAGUCAAAAGAAGCUAAGCAAUUGGAAUUGAAGGGGAAGGUUGUGACAGAAAUUCUUCCAGCAAAGAGGUUCUACAGAGCAGAGGAAUACCAUCAGCAAUAUCUUGAGAAGGGUGGAGGUAAAGGCCUCAAACAAUCUGCUGAAAAGGGUUGCACUGAUCCCAUUAGGUGUUAUGGUUAAUGAACUUCUAGUAUUACUUACAAAUAAUGAAGUUAUGGUUUAUGCAUAAUAAAGAUAUUGAUUCCAAUUGAAUGUUUAUUGGAAUUGACUAGUCCUUGUGAGAACAAUUGCUAUGGUUUUGGGUUAAAGAUGUGAUGUUCAAAAUUCACUUUCACUUGUGAUUUUCUAAUUAGCCCAAUGUGGGUAUUUCCUGGAA
This is a messenger RNA of Lotus japonicus, 917 nucleotides long. Its product is annotated as peptide methionine sulfoxide reductase-like. Gene Ontology annotation, molecular function: peptide-methionine (S)-S-oxide reductase activity. Bases 146 to 721 code for a protein of 191 amino acids. Gene Ontology annotation, cellular component: cytoplasm. The record is from RefSeq and is a predicted model, not a curated record. Gene Ontology annotation, biological process: cellular response to oxidative stress. NCBI's taxonomy places the organism in Eukaryota, Viridiplantae, Streptophyta, Magnoliopsida, Fabales, Fabaceae. The transcript is spliced from 2 exons.